CCCAUAUAUAUACAAGUACCCCCUGUCUAUUUCGCAAUAUUUAUUAUUAUGGCAUUUAAUCCAGUGUGGAAGUGUAGUCCGAUAUUAGGCAUGACGUCAUGAAGACGAGAACUCUUUUUUGUCUCAUUGCCAUUGUUUUAUUGUUGGCGUUGAUAGAAGCAAGGGGUGGUGGAAGGGGUGGUGGAAGGGGCGGAGGACGAUCAUCCAGAUCCCGCUCAGGAUCUCGGUCAUCAAGGUCUGGAUCCAGAUUUUCAAAAUUUUCUGGAUAUAGAAUUUCUUCCAAACGACAACUUCGAGCUGCGAUUUUGUCAGGAACAGUGUAUGGUGCGAGGGGAUGGAAGAGUAGAUACAGCCACUGGGAUAACAGGAAGUUGCCCGAGGUGUGUUACAAUGAUAAGUACAACAUGACCCAGGAUGGCAACUCCACUUACCAUGGGCGCUUCCUCUGCCCCACGGACAGGAGUAUGAGGGGUGACAAGACCUACUGUUGCGGAAGGACGGGGGAGCAGUACUGCUGUUCUUUCUGGGAAGAUGGAGGUCGCGUGGCGGGCGUAGUUAUUGGUCUCCUUGUUCUCGUGGGAAUUGUCAGCAUCACCGUCUACUAUUGUAUCAAGAAAAGUAUCAGGAAUAGGUGGAACCGAGAUUUCUUCCGCACCCCUUCAAAGGACCACCAACAAAUGCCUCCAGACGACCAGGACCAGAAUGCACCACUGCGGACACACCACCAGGAUUCUAAACCUGUUCCAAUGGUAGGGUCACCAAUGGGAGAUGCUCUUUACACUGCUUCUCAGAUUGACAUAUAUCCCUCUUGCCCCCCUCCGCCCUAUGAACUCGCCUGUAAAUCCUCUGGAGAUCUACCAUAUGACCCAAAUCCAAGCAUUGAGAAACCUCCAAGGCCGUCUAAAGGAUUCUAAUGGAUUUCUGCGCUAUUCAACAGCCCCACUCCUCAAUGUACCACAGUAUGGGGACACACCUUACUCUACAGGCAAUCCCUCCAGCAAUCCUACAAGUUACUAACCCAUUAGAAACAUACCCUAUCUAUCAAAUAAAUCCCCUUACCCUUUCCAAUAAGAUGUGUGUCACAGUGUGAUGCAGUCAUUGCAGUUUUAUAUGGUCAACAGGCAGACAUUUGAUACAAUAUCCUUGAAACAUGUAUUUUUACUCAUCUUAGUUUUUUUGUAUUUUUGAAAUUUUAGAAGAUUUUUAGUCUUCUCAUGUUUUGAAAAUUGUGAAAUUGACAAAUUGAAUGUAAUUUGACUUAUUAAUAAAUUCCGUCAUCAAGAUUUUGCAUGAUAAUAAAGGCCAACUUGUUACCAUUUUUACAUACUUUUUUCACGUUAGCCUUUCUUUAGCCCUCCCAUUUUAAAUACAGUUUAACAAUCGUCAUAGUAAGGGAUUAAAAUCCAUUCCAUUUUGGGGAAAAAACCUUUUUUCAUUUGAGAUUUUUGGCCACUUUUAUAAAGGUUUCUUCUAUGAAGAACUCUAUGAAAUAAGCUGGGUGUUCAUUCUAUUCAUCUUUCGAGGGUUUCUGAAUCACCCCGCUUCUUGUGAGAAGUGGAGCGAAUCAAAAACUUUGUCUUGGGAAGAUUCAUUUUAUUGUACGAGAGAACAACUCUUAAAAUUGAUCCAAAAUAAUCCUUCAGUGUUUUAGCAACCAAAUUUGAAUUAUUGUUUCUUUUGUUGUAAAAUUGUUUUUUUAUCAUCUAUUUUUCUUUAUUCAUUCUAUUUCUUAUAUUCUUUUUUCCUAUUAUCAAGAAAUUUAUCAAUUUUUUUAAUGACGUUGCUGUCAUGCUUGCAACUCCCAAAAAUGCAAUGUAAUAAAAAUGUUUGUUUACAUAUGGACAUGUAUUAUCUACAAGAUUAUAUUAUUGCCAAAAUGUUUUUAUUGGUUACCAGAAGUUGGUAUAUAGCAGCGGUGCAGGAGCUUUGUGUAAUUUUUCAAUACUUUUCCCCCUAUACAGGAAAUGUUUAAAAGGCUCAAAUAAAGUUGCUGUUUUUAUAUAUUUUUUUCAAGUAUCAAUUAUUUGUCCUAUAUCUGUCUUAUGAAUAUUUUGAAUUGCAAUUUUUAUCCUUUUCAAAUUCGUAUGUUUUGUUAAAGUUAUGAUAUAUCCUUUGCAUAGUUUUCAUAUUUUUAAGACAAACAAUCAAAUUGUGACAGAUUGUGGCAGAGAAACGGUAAUAAGUACAUGGCAGUUAAGUAAAAAAUUCACUAAUGUAUUUGUAAUCUGUUUUAUUCAAUUUGUACUAAGAGAAUUUUCUCUUUAAAAAUAAUACUUUAGGGUGUUAAUUGGUUAUGGUUUUUUUUAUUUAUUUUUUUAUCGGUCACGUCCUUUCAAUUUCAAUUAUAAAUUAUUUAUUUUACUUUAUCUGUAAAGACGUGUACAAAUAGUGCAUAUUUCUACAGUUAUUUUGUUAAUCAUCGAGGCAAGCACAGAUUCAAACUUGGGAAAGGCUGAUUGCAUAGAGAUAUGUACAGUGCAUUUUGAGCUAAUGUUACCAGUUGUGUUAGUAGAUAUUUUUGAAAAUGUUGUGUAGUUUUUACUAUGUACAUCAUAAUUUUGUUUCAUUAUUUAAUUACAACUGAGAAUUCAAUUAAGUUUUAAAUUAAAAUGAAUUUCAGCCUCUAAAAAUUGCCAUUUUUUAUAUUUUUGUUGUUAUUAUAAUUAGUAAAAUUUUAACUAGGUGCAAAACAGAUGAACAUUUUUCCCAAUAUUUAAACCAUGGAGGAGGUUUAAUUUGAAUUAAAGAUGUAAUUACUAAUUGCCAUAACAAUCUACAUGCAGUUUAAUGAAAUUAAUUUUGUCUAUUGUCAAUAUCCAUUCCAAUCUGACUUUUUGCAAUAUUCUUUAUCAUGAAGAUAGAAUUGCAAAGAUUCCUUCAACACCUGUAGAUAUACGCAAAUCCAUUUCUUCUGGUCUUUUAUCUUAUUUAUUCAACAAAUACAAGGUUUAAAAAUAUAUAGCUUGUGUAAAAAUUUUGAAAUGCAUAAAUUUGUCAAUACCUGGCAACCCUGGUUAUCUAUCUUUGACACUAUGAUUCAAUCAAAGUCAUGUUAUUUGUCUUAAUUAACAUUUUGUUUAUUGGUUAUUAAUUUAUGUGCAUCAUCUGUCUUAAUAUUCUCCCUCUUUUAUAUUUACCAAUUUUUGGUUAUUUUUUCAAUUUAAGCAGCCUCUAUACCAAGUAAAUUGAGUGUGAGUGAGUGAGCAAAUCACCUUUGAUUACAAUUUAUGUCUCUAUUCUUGUUGUUGAAGUAAAUCUGUUUUUCGUGAAAUGAUAAGAAUAACAAAUCAUCUUGUGUGUAUAAAUAAGAAAACCCCUGUUAAUUAAUACAUUGAUUUAUAUAUUAUAACAAUCAUUAUUUAAAACAAUGUUCAUGUGAAUAAUCUAGUUAAACGUUCCAAAAGUCAAAGAUAUUUUGUAAAAAAAAUAUAAAACGGUCUGUAAAUAAGGAGGGCACGACCAGUUUCUUGAAAACAUAUCUGUAUACUAGUAAUUCAUAUACAUGCAAUGCAACUUGUUUUGAAAUGCUUAAUUGUGACAAUAUUUUUUUUCUCACUUAUAAUAGAUCGCAUUUGCAUUUUUGGAUAUAGCCUGGCGGAAUGGCUUAAAGAAGGAUUACAAAUGUUGAUGAAAAUUUAUAUCUAUUGCAAAGAAAACAUCGUUGGGGUUUUUUAUGACUGAGAAACAAACGGCAAUUUUCGGCUUACAAUUAAAAUUGGCGGAUAUAUUCAUUUCGGUGUUUGGUUAACUCUCAGCUUCCACUGUUU
Magallana angulata is the source of this 3767-nucleotide messenger RNA. RefSeq lists its product as uncharacterized. The transcript has 7 exons. NCBI's taxonomy places the organism in Eukaryota, Metazoa, Mollusca, Bivalvia, Ostreida, Ostreidae. The record is from RefSeq and is a predicted model, not a curated record. Bases 99 to 914 code for a protein of 271 amino acids.